Molecule: messenger RNA, 1020 nt
Organism: Pestalotiopsis fici W106-1
Lineage: Eukaryota; Fungi; Ascomycota; Sordariomycetes; Amphisphaeriales; Sporocadaceae
Exons: 3
Coding region: 1-1020 (339 amino acids)
Molecular function (GO): oxidoreductase activity
Source: RefSeq, a predicted model, not a curated record
AUGUAUUUCACUUCUGCUGCAGCAACACUGCUGCUCGGUGCAUCUUUCGCAACUGCCGCUCCUUGUUCCAAGCAGCGUACUUUCUACAACGGCACUUGUACGGCAGAGACAGUGACGAUUCGAAAGGAAUGGCGCAACCUUGCAGAGAGCGAGCAGGCCUCGUAUCUCGAAGCUGUUAACUGUCUCAUGGAACUUCCGGCCAACACUUCCCUGAGUGGCGUCACCAACAGAUUCAGCGACCUUCAGGCUACACACCGUGAUAAGACCAAUGCCACCGUCAAUGGUGUUUUCGUUGGCGAUAUUAUCCACAGUGUCGGCCAAUUCCUUCCAUGGCACCGCUGGUACAUUUACGCUCACGAGGUGAUGCUGCGCGACCAAUGCAACUAUACUGGCCCUCUUCCCUGGUGGGACGAGGCCAAGGACGCCGACACGGGCAACGCCUUUAGCUCCCCCAUGUGGUCCGCCGACGCUUUUGGUGGCAACGGAACCGGCUCGGACCUCUGCGUCGUCGAUGGCGCUUUCGCCAACCACACGGAGCACAUUGGUCCGGGCUUGGCCAAUACCGACUAUUGCCUGGACCGUUCCUGGGAUAAUGAAUGGGCUGUCGAGUCCGCCAACUCCACCAGUGUCAAGAACUGCACCCGUCACAACGAUUAUGAGACUUUCUGGCAGUGCAUGGUCGCUGAGAAGAGUACUCACAAGGGCAUCCACACCGCCGUUGGAGGUCUUAUGGGUGACAAGGACACCUCUCCCGGUGACCCAAUCUUCUUCCUGCACCACAACUAUGUCGAUCGCAUCUGGUGGCAGUGGCAGACUGCCAACCCUGACAGCCGCAUGUACGACAUGUCCGGCACCACAUUCAACACGACUUAUCUCACUGUCGAAGGCAUCGAUGCUCCCGAUGUGGCCACGGCGAGCCUGGACUAUGUCAUCAACAUUGCUGACAUUCUCCCCGACGUAAUCAUUGGCGAUGUCAUGAAUGUACAGAACGGACUGCUGUGUUACGACUAUGACUAUUAG